Ostreococcus lucimarinus CCE9901 is the source of this 942-nucleotide messenger RNA. RefSeq lists its product with no specific name. NCBI's taxonomy places the organism in Eukaryota, Viridiplantae, Chlorophyta, Mamiellophyceae, Mamiellales, Bathycoccaceae. The transcript has 2 exons. Gene Ontology annotation, biological process: glycerophospholipid catabolic process. Gene Ontology annotation, molecular function: phosphoric diester hydrolase activity. The record is from RefSeq and is a predicted model, not a curated record. The annotation marks the transcript as partial.
CCGGGACUGUUCGAACCCGCCGGUUGCGCCGUCAUCGGGCACAGAGGUUUACAAGCGAAUCGCGCUUCUGGCGCCGGUAUUCGUGAAAACACGCUAGCAUCGUUCAACGCGGCUUCUGCUGGUGGCGCGGAGUGGUGUGAGUUUGACGUUCAAGUGACCGCAGACGGUGUUCCCGUCGCUUGGCACGACGACGUCGUCAUCAUUCCGUCCAACGCCCUCGGUGUUGAAAAGACAGUUCCUUUAACCACCGACGACGAAGACGACGAAGACGACGACGAUUACGACGAAGACGACAACAAGGUGACAUUUUAUCGCGUGUUCGGCGGCGAUCUUGAACCUCAACCGUGGGUCAUGGAAGUCGAAGAUGAGAUCCCAACUUUGGCACAGAUUCUUGGAAACACGCCGAAAGAGCUUGGCUUCAACAUCGAGCUCAAGUUCGACGAAGAGAACAGCUGUGAAACGCGCCGCUUGGUCGCGGAACUCCGCGCCAUUCUAGCGGUUUGCAUGGCGCAACCCAGUCGCAGAAUCGUGUUCUCAUCUUUCGAUCCAGAUGCCGCUCUACUCAUGCGUGCCAUCCAGGGCUCAUAUCCAGUGAUGAUAUUGACCGAUGCCGAGCCCCAUCACGUCGACCCGCGUCGACGUUCAGUCGCUGCCGCGAUGGAAGUCGCGCUCGAAGGUGGCUUGUGUGGCGUUGUGUCGAACGUCAAGGCGAUUAUAUCGCGCCCGUCCGACGCGACCGAUGUUCGAGACAGUGGUUUACUUCUCGCUACAUACGGCGAAGGUAACGAUGAUGUCGCUGCAUCGUCGACGCAAGUCGAGCUCGGCGUUUUCGGGAUCAUCACAGACGCCGUGCCAGCCGUCGCGAAGAAGUUCAAUGCGACGACUGUGAAUCCUGGCAACUUGGCUCCGGCGCUUGCGCCAUUGGUAUCACCCUCAGUUGAC